This is a messenger RNA of Fundulus heteroclitus (mummichog), 6304 nucleotides long. RefSeq names its product Rap guanine nucleotide exchange factor (GEF) 6 (gene rapgef6). Gene Ontology annotation, molecular function: guanyl-nucleotide exchange factor activity; protein binding. Gene Ontology annotation, biological process: positive regulation of ERK1 and ERK2 cascade; positive regulation of GTPase activity; Ras protein signal transduction. Bases 898 to 5547 code for a protein of 1549 amino acids. Gene Ontology annotation, cellular component: plasma membrane; endocytic vesicle; apical plasma membrane. The transcript has 28 exons. Lineage: Eukaryota; Metazoa; Chordata; Actinopteri; Cyprinodontiformes; Fundulidae. The record is from RefSeq and is a predicted model, not a curated record.
GGUGAUGUCAUUCUUUUUCAGCUGGAUUCCCCUCCCUUCUCCUGCCUCUCCUCGCUCCCACUCUUUCCUCAGCUUCCCAUUAGUGGCUGGCUCGUCUCGGUGCAGCAUCCAUCCACGGUAGCUUCUCUCCACGGUUGGGAGGGGGGAGGAGAAGGAAUGCCGGCGUGAGGUGCGAGCGUUAACCUCUGGAUGACUAGAGUUGGGGUGCGGGAGCAGGAUUUAGGGGAUCUGGGCAUGGAGCUGCACGCCAGGGCUCACGCUUGCAUCGCUGGAGCUUUAUAGAGUUGCAAAGAGACGGAGGAAGGAGUUUGACAGAUGCAGUCUGUGCUGGCUGACGAUCCAAGCUUUGUGGAAUUGGAAAAGGAUUGUUUGGACGACUUGAACCCUGGGAUGAAGCUUUUUUUUUUUUCUUUCCAGGCUGCAGAUGCAUGGAGCUAUCCCUCAUUUUGUAAAAGUUUUCACUCCUCUUCAAGGCAGGAGCUUCUUGUUGAAUCUUUAAAAGGACAGAACUGACUUAAUGAGCUCAGUGAUGUAAGUUUAAACUUAAAAGCUCAGCUUGACUUCCAUGUCAAGUUUUUUUCCCCUCGUCCUUUCAGCAUCUUUUUCUCAUUUUACCCAUGCGUACUCUCCAGACUUUCGCGCUUAAGUAGACGCCAAAGAGGGUUUGCAUUCGAACGACUCUGUCUUCACUUGAAGCCUCCUUCCAUGGUGACAUCGCGCUGCCAUCCUAAUUAAUCAGGACUCCGGGUUUCAAACAGCCUCUGGACAGGUCCGCUGCAGAAGCAGAGAGAGAGUGGCGUCAGCCGUUCCCCUCUUCUCUUAUUUAUUUCUUUUUUUCGUCCUUUCGCCGAACGAGAGGGAAACUUCCCCCUCGCUGGCUCCCUCCCUCCCGUGGAAAUGGCUUUCCUGGUCCGUUGCUAUGCCAACUGCUUGCAGCCGUGGUCCUCCAAACUACCUGCCGAUCUCAACAAGAUGCACCUGACGGACCACGCCCACCAGCAGGUGAUGCACAUGGCUCCCAGCCAAUCAGGGUGCAGCAUAACCAGCGAUUCGGGGAGUAGCAGCUUGUCGGACAUUUACCAGGCCACAGAGAGCGACUUGGGAGAUGUUGACCUGUCUGGACUCCCAGAGGCUCCAGUGGACAGCGAGGAAGAAGAGGAGGAAGAUGAGGACCUGGAGAGAGCGUCAGACGCUCUUCUGGGCCGCGACCUGGUCCGCGAGUGUCUGGAGAAGGAUCCAGCCGACCGCAACGAUGACGACAUUGAACAACUGCUGGAGUUCAUGCACCAGCUGCCUGCGUUCGCCAACAUGACCAUGUCUGUACGGCGAGACCUGUGCAGCGUCAUGGUGUUUGAGGUGGUGGAGCAGUCUGGCACCGUCAUCCUGCACAACAAACAAGAGCUCGACCACUGGUAUGUGAUCCUGAAUGGCGCUGUGGAGAUCAGCCAUCCAGAAAGCAGAACCGAGACUCUUUGCAUGGGGAACAGUUUUGGCAUCUCGCCCUCGCUGGAUAAACAAUACAUGAACGGAGAGGUCCGCACCAAAGGCGACGACUGCCAGUUCGUCUGCAUCGCCCAGGAGGACUACUGGCGCAUCCUCAACCAUGUGGAGAAGAACACGCACAAAGUCGAGGAGGAGGGGGAGAUCGUGAUGGUGAAGGAGCACCGCGAGCUGGACCGCAGCGGCACCAGAAAGGGACACAUCGUCAUCAAGGGAACUCCAGAGCGUCUGAUCAUGCACCUGGUGGAAGAGCCAUCAGUGGUGGACCCCACCUACAUCGAGGACUUCCUGCUGACCUACAGGACCUUCCUCUCUAGUCCCAUGGAUGUCGGCAAGAAACUGCUGGAGUGGUUCCAGGUGGACAGCUUGCGGGACACGGUAACAAGAAUAGUGCUGCUGUGGGUCAACAACCACUUUAAUGACUUUGAGGGUGAUGCUGCCAUGACGCGCUUCCUGGAGGAAUUUGAGAAACAUCUAGAAGCGUCGAAAAUGAAGGGCCACCUGAGGUUGCUGAACAUUGCAUGCGCGGCCAAGGCGAAGUGGAGACAGAUCACUCUGCAGAAGGCGUCCAGGGAGUCGCAGCUUUAUUUCAGCGUGCAAGGAGGCAGCGAGAGGGGAUUCGGCGUCUUUGUCGAGUCGGUGGAAGAAGGAAGCAAGGCGGCAGAGGCCGGGCUCAAGCGGGGGGAUCAGAUCAUGGAGGUUAAUGGUCAAAACUUUGAGAAUAUUGCCUUAUCCAAAGCAGUGGACAUCCUGAGAAAUAACACACACCUCUCCCUCACUGUUAAAACCAACAUCUUUGUGUUCAAAGAGCUCCUCAGCAGGAUGAUGCACGAGAAGAAGAACGGCGGCCCCCACAUUCCUAAGAUCCAGGAGAAAAAAGGCAACCGCUUCUCCAUCGCCGACCUUCCCGGAGACAUCGAGUUCCCCACGGACAGCAAAAGCACCCGGAAGAUGAAAGCUAACACCGUGUCAGGGGGGCGAAACAAGAUCAGGAAGAUGCUAGAGAAGACGCGCUUCAGUAUACUGCCACCCAAACCAUUCAGGGGCCUGUUUGGCGAUGGCGGCCUGGGUCAGUCUCAGGACGACAGCAUCGUGGGCACCAAACAGUGUCGACACAGCGUGGCCAUCAUGCCCAUACCUGGCAACCUGUCGUCAAGCAGCCCCGACCUCCUGCAGCCGGCAAACAGCGUACUCGACUUCUCCAACCCCGCUGCUAUUGGACUGUACUACAUCCCAGACCAGGUUAUCCGGGUGUUCAAGGCGGACCAGCAGAGCUGCUACAUCAUCAUCAGCAAGGACACUACAGCCAAGGACGUCGUCACCCACACCGUCAACGAGUUUGGCCUCCUGGCAGCGCCUGAAACCUACUCCCUCUGCGAGGUGUCCGUCAGCCCAGAGGGAGUCAUCAAGCAGCGGCGGCUGCCCGACCAGCUCUCCAAGCUGGCUGAUCGGAUUCAGCUGAACGGCAGAUACUACCUGAAGAACAACAUGGAGACGGAGACGUUGUGUUCGGAUGAAGACGCCCAGGAUCUCCUCAGGGAGAGUCAGAUCUCUCUGCUGCAGCUCAGCACCAUGGAGGUCGCGGCCCAGCUUUCAAUGAGGGACUUUGAACUCUUCAGGAACAUCGAGUCCACGGAGUAUGUGGAGGACUUGUUCAAGCUGGACUCCUCUGCUGGAUGUACAAAUCUGAAACAGUUUGAGGAAGUGAUAAACCAGGAGACCUUCUGGGUGGCUACAGAGAUCCUGAAGGAGCCAAACACCAUGAAGAGGAUGAAGACCAUCAAGCAUUUCGUCAAGAUCGCACUGCACUGCAGGGAGUGCAAGAACUUUAACUCCAUGUUUGCCAUCAUCAGCGGCCUUAACUUGGCACCGGUGAAUCGACUGCGGAGCUCGUGGGAGAAAUUGCCCAGCAAGUACGAGAAGCUCUUCGAGGACCUGCAGGACGUCUUCGACCCGUCCAGGAACAUGGCCAAGUACCGGAACGUGCUGAGCAGCCAGAGCAUGCAGCCGCCCAUCAUCCCGCUGUUUCCUGUGAUCAAGAAGGACCUCACCUUCCUGCAUGAAGGCAACGACUCCAGUGUUGACGGCCUGGUGAACUUUGAGAAGCUGAGGAUGAUCGCCAAGGAGAUCAGGCACGUGGUGCGGAUGACCUCGGCCAACAUGGACCCCGCCCUCAUGUUCAGACAGAGGAAGAAGAGGUGGAAGAGUUUAGGGUCUUUGAGUCAAGGCAGCACCAACUCCAACAUCCUUGACGUGCAGGGAGGAGCCCAUAAGAAGCGAGUGCGCCGCAGCUCGCUGCUUAAUGCUAAGAAGCUGUACGAAGACGCUCAGAUGGCCAGGAAGGUGAAACAGUACCUUUCUAACCUCACGGUGGAGACGGAUGAGGAUAAACACCAAAUCACGUCCCUGCAGUGCGAGCCGUCUUACAACACCUUGAGCAAAAACCUGAGUGACAGGCGGUCCAACAAGGCGGACAUGUCUCCGGUGUCCCUCAGGGCAACCCUGCCCUCGGGCAAAACUCAGAACAGGGUGUCACAAGUCCUCCAGGUUCAGGUGCCGCUGAACCCCCUGCGGAAGAAGAGCACCGCCAAGGAUGUCGGCACGCCCAACUCCAGUUCUCCCCAGGUGGCGAAGAAACCUACGACGAACUCGUCGGAUGAGUGGAGCGCCAAGAGACCGUCUGAUGACACGGUUUCCACCGUCUCAUCCCUUCACUCCAGUCCCACGGUGUCGCCUCAGGGCUCCCCACGCAAAGUGGGAGGCGUGGCCAAAUCGCAGAACAGCAGCCAGAUGAACUUAUCGGGGUCGUCGUCGUCACUGACCAGUGACACCAGCACAAAGACGGGCACAAUUAGUCUGCGCAGCUACGGCAUAGGUUGUCCCGUCCUCCCUGCCGGCAAAUCGGACAACCUGUCGGACUCCAGCCACAGCGAGAUCUCCUCCCGCUCCAGUAUCUGCUCCGUGGACUCGGCGCAGGCCUCCGGGCCCGACGACCGCUGUAACCGGACCUGCUCCAGCGGUACUGCUGCUCCUGCCUCGAUGGCGCCCAACGCCACCGCUGCUACGGCUGCUGUGGUCGCUGAGGGCACGGCGGCGUUAAACGCACACUUAACUGCUGAUUACAGCCAGCCCAGCACAAGUUCUUCAGUUCUGGCUCGAGGCUAUGCGCCGCGACCGUUCAGCUCGUCUCUCUCCACGGAGGAGCUGACCCCGGACCACGCCGCCCUGGACCCGGUGGUCGACAGCGGCCGCGGCAGCUGGACGUCCUGCUCCUCCAACUCCCACGAAUCCUUCCAGAUACUCCCCGCCUCCUCCUGCCGGCCCUGGGACCACGGCAUCCACGGCCACCCCCUCUCUCUGCCGCACACGCACUUGGGCGGGUUCAAGCACACGGCGUCGGUCCGGUCCGCGGCGGAGGCGGAGGCCGGCAGGCCGUCGUGGGCCGGCGACGUCCCCGCCGGCCGGCACGCCAGAGACUCCAGCUCAGAUCUGAGCGGCCAGCUGCGGGAGAGCUGGACGUCUUCGGGCUCCCUGUCCGAUAACUACGAGGGCAAUUACGGAACGAUAAAGCGGCGAAACACCUCGGAGCAUCCUUCCUCGCCGGCCAACGAGGAAGGAGGGCAAAGCACAGACGCCGCCUACAAAACGGUGACAUCAAGCACAGAGAAGGGCCUGAUAGUGUACUGUGUCACCUCCCCCACUAAGGAUGAGCGUUACCGAGCUCCCCCUCCCACCCCUCCAGGCUACCAGGGUCUGGCUCUGGGCGAUCUCGGGCUCUCAGACGGAGUAGUCAGCGGGCCGGGGUCUCCCGCCCCCCGACCUCCUCACCUCAGACCUCCAGACUACAGCGUGGCCCUGCAGAGGAGCAAGCUCCUGCAGAGCCCCGGAGCGGCCAGCGGUCUGGCUGAGGUGCGGAGGCUUCACCUCCAGCACCACGAUGCCCGGACCGCCAGCCCCACACACGGCCACUCCAGACCGCCCAGCAUCUGCCGCCCAUCGAAGGACCUGGCUGAUAGUGAGGAUGAUGAACAAGUGUCGGCGGUGUAACGUUACGUCCUCACAACGCGGAUCACGUGACCAUGUUGACCAGACGUAGGACUGAACUUUCAGCCUGUGGUCAUCAUCGUCAGCGCACAUUUCCCCACUCCGCCCACCAUCCAGUGGGUCAAUGUGGGGGUCUCCCGCCGCCUGUCGGGACUCAGACUUUUAUGGACCCGCUUCAAAAACCAGAGAUUUUUAGAGACUUCUUUUUUUUUUUUUUUUAAAUGAGAACUUCUGAACAAAGCUGAAAAAGGGUGGCGUGAUGGGAUCCCAUCGCAGGAGACGGACUUUUAAAAGAGAAGGAAAGCGUGACGAUAUUUAUGCCUCGCUGGAAAAACAGACCACCACGUACCUCCAUUCGCUCUCCAGGCUCACUCAUCUGCAGAUGUUUUCUAUUGUUCUUACAGUUCUUUUACUUUCACUCACUUGUUUGAGUUUUUGCCUUUGUGUUAAAUUUCUGAGCUUGCAAAUGUGAACUGCUUGAAAUAUUUUUUUUUUAAAUCAACUUUAAAGGAAGAUUGAAUGUAAAUGAAGAUCCGCCGUGGGGGGAAAAAAAACAUAGAUUUUGAGAUUUUUAAGUGUUCUUCUCUAAUAGUUGAUCUCCAAAAGGCACUGAUAAAUUUCUGAGCUCUGUGUGAUAUUUUUCAGGUGGUGCAAAAAAAAAAAAAAAAAAAAAGACACUCGAUCCCAACCCAAAUCUGCUGAAAACACACGCGUCUGUGUUUAGCACUUACUGCCCUUUUGCUUCGCUUGACAAAAAAAA